CAUGCACGCCUGAGAUGAAGCUGUAAAACGAAUUUUCCGUUCAAAUACAUUGAAAACGUAAACAAAAUCUGAAGUGUUCUUGAAAACAAAUACAAACGAAUAUUAAUUUUCGCACACACAUUUUUUGAAUGUGCAAAGCAAUACACAUUACGACAUCAAGUGAUGCUGAGAAUUUGUAACAUUGUUUCGCACAUCAACGGUGGCAAUAAUAUCCGUGAAUCGGUGUUCUAUCAAUCAGACGCUCUCUCACAAGCGUCAGUACAAUUUGAUCGUUCGUUCAGUGCAUAUCCAAAUGAAUUCUGCUGAAUUCCAUCCAUGAUAUGUACAAAAGCAAACGAAAUAAAUAACACUCUCGUGUAUUUACUUGUAUUGAACCAUUUAUAAAUAAAUGAACUGGAACGUGUUCAAACAAAACCAAAAAUAAAAAAACACACAAAUUCGGUCAAAUAAAUAUACGUGCUUGUUGAAACAAAUACCUGGAUCUAAUUGAGUCGCUAUAGUAGUUACAUUUUAAGAAGAAUAGUUGUACGUUUCGUAUUAAUAAUUCGUAGUUUGAAAUAUUCAAAAUUGAAAAAUAUAUAAUAAUCAUAUCCUUUUUGGAAGAAAAAAAUAGUUAUAAGACUGUGAAUCCCCAGUUUAGUGAUAUCUGAAAUUAGUUUGUUGGAAUAUGGUUAGGAGUAUGGAUUUUGAUAGACAUCGUCAUGGCAUUCCGGAGAAAAAGCGUCAUUCAUGUUUUGUGAGAACACUUAUCAUCCUGAAUAUAUUUUUCAUAAUUGCUAUUGCACUUUCAAUAGCUGUUAUCUAUAGAUUUGCAGCACUUAUUAAGGAAUAUAAAUCAACAAGCGUUUGUCAUGACACUGGUUGUGUGAGUGCGGCAGCGGAUGUUUUACGAUACAUGGAUGCAUCAGUUGAACCAUGCGUGGACUUCUAUGAUUUCGCCUGUGGAAAAUUUCUGAGCGAAACAACACUAACCGAUGAAAAAGUGACGAUUGAUACCUUCAAUCAGGCUCGUGAUAAAAUGCAGUCACAACUACUUCGACUUAUUGAUGCGCCCAUCGUGCCCGACGAUUUACAGUCGUUUCGAUUUAUAAAGUUAUUGUAUUCAUUGUGCAUGAAUCAAACUCAAAUUGAAGAAACUGGUUUAAAAUCAAUGAUUGAAAUACAUAAUUUGCUUGGUGGUUGGCCCGUCGUCGUGGGAGAUCAAUGGAAUCCAAAUUCAACAUGGAAUUGGGAGAAGAGCAGCAAUGAUUUAUUGAAAGCUGGCUUUGGCCAUGCUUAUUUAUUUGUUAUUUCAAUUGAUACAGACAUGCGAAACUCAUCCCGACGCCGCAUUGUGUUUGACGAGCCAACGUUAGGACUGUCUCGCGAGUUCCUACUACAAGGUACCAACGAUAGUGUUGUACAAGCGUACUACGAUUAUAUGACAGAUUUGGCCGUCAUUUUUGGUGCUGAUAGAGAAAAUGCCAAACAGGAACUUUUGGAUGUAUUGGAAUUCGAGAAAAAUCUUGCGAAUAUUUCAAUGCCAAUGGAACAAAGACGAAAUUCUAGUGAAUUAUAUAAUCCAUUGACGUUUAAAGAAAUUCAAACCAAAUAUCCAUAUUUGAACUGGGUGGAAUACAUCAAUAAUCUGUUUCCGUCCCAUAUUAAAGUUAAUGACAAUGAAACUGUUAUUUUGAAUUCACUCUCAUUUUUCAAAAAUUUUGGAACCCUUCUUGAAACGACACCAAAUCGAACGAUUGCAAACUAUCUGUUUUGGCGCCUCACCGAAUAUUCAGCAUAUUAUUUGAAUAGUGAAAUUAGAAAGCGACAAUUGCUCUAUAACACGGUGACAAUUGGAAAAAAAGAGCUCAGUGCUCGCUGGAAGGAAUGCAUUUCAUUGACGAAUAAUAAGCUUUCAACUGCGGUCGGCGCACUUUAUAUUCGCGAAUAUUUUCAUCCAGUAGCCAAAGAAACGGCUGCAAGCAUGGUCGAACAAAUCCGUAAGGAAUUUAAAGAUGUACUCAAGAAAAACGAAUGGAUGGACGCCAAAACAAAACUAGCGGCAAACAACAAAGUAGAUGCAAUCGUCACUCACAUAGGAUACCCCGAUGAGCUAUAUGAUGACAAAAAAUUGGAAGAAUACCAUAAAACGAUCGAAAUUAAUUCAACAAAUUAUCUAGCAUCAAUUUUGAAUAUCAACAAAUUUUAUAUGAACUAUGAGUUGGAUUCACUGCGAAAAGUUGUAAACAAAACGGAUUGGAUUUCACACUCAUCUCCAACAUUCAUAAAUGCUUUCUAUUCAUUCGAAGAAAACUCAAUAGAGCUCCCAGCGGGAAUAUUGGGUGGCAUGUUCUUUGCGUCGGAUCGACCAUUGUAUAUGAACUUUGGUGGCAUUGGCUUCAUUAUUGGCCACGAACUAACACACGGUUUCGAUGACGAGGGUCGACAGUAUGAUCAACACGGAGACCUAUUGAACUGGUGGGACAAUGCAACAGAAGUUCAUUUUCUGCAGCGCGCACAAUGCAUGAUCGAACAGUAUAGCAAUUUCACAGAGCCACUCACAAAUUUAAGCAUCAAUGGCAUUAAUACACAAGGCGAAAACAUAGCGGAUAAUGGUGGUCUGAAGUUUGCAUAUAAUGCUUAUAAAAAGUGGAUAAAAAAGAAUGGCAGCGAAAGAAGAUUACCAGGGCUACAACAAUAUACACCUGAGCAAAUGUUUUGGAUAGCAAGUGCACAAACGUGGUGCUCCAUUGAUCGCACAGAAUACAUGCGAUUGCGAAUUUUAAACGGGGUGCAUGCACCCGACAAGUACAGAGUCAUUGGAUCGAUUAGUAAUUCGGAUGAAUUUUCACAGGAUUUUCAGUGCAAACCGGGCCAACCGAUGAAUCCAGUUAAAAAAUGUACAGUUUGGUGAUUAGAUAUGAAGACUUACCACAUUGAUACGAUAUUGAAUAAAAUUAAAUAAGUUAUAACACAUAA
This is a messenger RNA of Contarinia nasturtii (swede midge), 2958 nucleotides long. Its product is annotated as neprilysin-2-like. Gene Ontology annotation, cellular component: plasma membrane. Gene Ontology annotation, biological process: protein processing. NCBI's taxonomy places the organism in Eukaryota, Metazoa, Arthropoda, Insecta, Diptera, Cecidomyiidae. The transcript is spliced from 10 exons. Bases 668 to 2893 code for a protein of 741 amino acids. Gene Ontology annotation, molecular function: metalloendopeptidase activity. The record is from RefSeq and is a predicted model, not a curated record.